CAUCCUCUGUCUCUUAUCAAACCCUUCCGCCUUGCUCCACCGACACCCAACUUUCCCUUACCGUGCACUCUCGAUUCCACCUCACACACUCCUUUACACAUUUACAAUGCUCUUCAAGCACUUUGCCAUCCUCGCCAGCCUCGCAGCCAGCGCCUUGGCCAUGCCCUUCGGAGAAGUCUCCGGACUGGACGCCGCUGAGAAGCGAUCCCUUGAAGUACGAGGGGGCCAUAGCUCCAGCGGUUUCGAUCUGGACAUCGACGCAGACAUCAUCCUUGGCAAUUCUAUGAAGCCUACCUGCUACGGAGAGUGGGUCAAGCACCCCAAGCACCACAAGAAGGUCUGGAAGCCUAAGUCAUACUGCUCGCUUUCCAUCGACUUGUCCCUCCACGAGGAGUCUUCCUACUGCUUCAAGUGGGGCGGGUGCUGUGCCAAGAAGCGUGAGUACGAAUCGUCGACGGGGAAGCUAGUGAUCGAUGAGGCCUCGACUGACAUUGAACACCCUCCUUCUUCCAAAAGACCACGACUCCAUCGAGGUCGGCCUCAAGUUCAAGGCCAAAUGCGAGGCUGCCGGAGGCGACUUCUGGUACGUCUGACCAGCUUGAUGGCCUUGCACCCCUGUCACCACGGUUGCUCUUCUGAGUGAUCUCUCCUCGAGAGCUUGCAUACCCUGCUGUUCUGUUUGGCUUGUAAUACCCCUGGCUCAAUGUCAUUCGUCCGGCUCGUCCGGCUUCAAAGCUUUGUGAUUCCCGACUGUCUCUCACUUGACAUGGUGAUUUGAGUGAGGAUCUGCCAUGUCUCAUGCGCCUUGCGUAUCCGCUGCACCAACAUGCCGUCUACACAAAUGGCCCGGUGGGAAGCAAGGUAUGAGGCGCUAAUUAUACGCCCAUCUCACUCUUGAGAUUGUGUCGGGCACGAAAGC
Molecule: messenger RNA, 919 nt
Organism: Microstroma glucosiphilum
Lineage: Eukaryota; Fungi; Basidiomycota; Exobasidiomycetes; Microstromatales; Microstromataceae
Exons: 2
Coding region: 107-643 (178 amino acids)
Source: RefSeq, a predicted model, not a curated record